Naegleria gruberi is the source of this 1164-nucleotide messenger RNA. RefSeq lists its product as uncharacterized. The coding region runs from base 1 to 1164 and encodes 387 amino acids. NCBI's taxonomy places the organism in Eukaryota, Heterolobosea, Eutetramitea, Acrasida, Naegleriidae. The record is from RefSeq and is a predicted model, not a curated record. Gene Ontology annotation, cellular component: cytoplasm; Cul4-RING E3 ubiquitin ligase complex. The transcript has 4 exons. Gene Ontology annotation, molecular function: protein binding. Gene Ontology annotation, biological process: negative regulation of fatty acid biosynthetic process.
AUGUUGUUCAAACAAUCAGAAGGCACUUCCAACUCUUUUUCUUCGUCGGAAGAGGCCUCUUCUUCCUCAUCCAUGAGUGAUGAUCAAAAUACUAAUAACAAUAAUAAUACAAAUCAGAAUAAUAGUGAUCACGAAGAUCAACAUGAGGAUGAUGAAGGAAUUAAUAGGAGAAAAUCAUCAACUAGUUUUAGAAAAUUAGUGGAAAAGAGAAAGUAUGGAGUGAUGAAUGGAUCGGAAUUUUCUGAUCAAGUCUAUUCUUCAUCCUCUAUCAUUCAAUCAUUGAGUGCUAGUGGUAAAUUAAUUGGCCACAAGGGUUGUGUCAAUUCUAUCAAUUUUAAUGUGUCUGGUGAUUUGAUUGUAACUGGAAGUGACGAUACAACUGUAAAGGUGUGGGAUACUUGGACUGGAAAGUGUUUGAAAACAUUUGGUGGACAUGUUUCGAAUGUUUUUGCAGUUUCAUUCCUUAAUGGAAAUGAUAAUAUGGUGAUUAGCGGAGGAAAUGAUUCAGAUAUUCGUCUAUAUGAUGUGGAAAGGGGAUCAUGUACUGUUUUUCAACAUCAUAGAAAGAAGGUACUAAAAAUUGCAUGUCACUCUGCACUUCCAAGUUGUUUUAUGAGUUGUUCUGCUGAUGGAACCAUUCGUUUGUUUGACACACGUUGUAAAUAUGAAAAUUGUAAAAUAGAGCAGGAUUUAAGGUUAAACCCCAAUAUAAUAGAUGCCUACGAUCAUGAUAUGAAUGUUGCUCCUCAAUACAGUGGUGGAGGUAGAAAGAAUACAGUCAUUUCAAGAGAAGUUACUGAACCUUCAUUGAUUGUUGAUUUUGAAGGUGAAACCUUGUACAGUGUAGAUAUUAAUCCAUCUUGUUCGAAUGAGUUUAUUGUCUCAUCAGAACUUUCAGAUACUCGUUUAUUUGAUAUGAGAAAAGUUGGUAAUCAUUCAUACCAAUCCUACUUGAAUAUUUUCAGAAAUUUGGAAGUGGAGUCGGCUCCAGUUUCUGGUAGUAGUUUUUCAACGAAUGGACGCCAAAUUGUACAUACUCAUUUAGGAGAAAAGAUUUAUACCUUUGAUACGUAUCAUAAUUUUGAGAAGGAUGAAGGUCUUAAUUAUUCAGAUCAAGAAAAAGCAGAAUCAGAUGUAAAAUCAUACCAGAGAAGAUAUCGGUAA